AUGAAAGAGAAAUCGGGAGAACGUAAGGGAUGUUCGUACAAGGAGUUUAUGGCGUGUAAACCACCAAUCUACAACGGGGAGGUCGACCCGAUAAUUUGCCAAAGACGGCUGAGUGACGUUGAAGGGGUGUUUGAAAGGACCCACUAUGAUGUAAGUGAUUUGGUUGCUUACGGAACGGGUCAGUUGGGGGGUCAAGCCAAGGAUUGGUGGGAUAAUAAAAAGAAUGAAAUAGGAGCUGAAGCGGCGAAGGCCAUGACAUGGGAGGAGUUUAAGACACCAUUUCUUAAACAUCAUAGUCCCAAGGCGGUCAUUAAUAGAAUCAAGGAAGAGUUCAUGCAACUUAGGCACAAGAGCGAGACCAUAGAUAAAAUUACGGCGACGUUUAUGGAUAAGAUUAUGUUUUGCAAUGAAUUGGUGACGAACGAAGAAAAGAAGAUAUACUAUUACUAUAACAUGUUGAGCGCUGAGUAUAGGGAGUUUAUGACUACUUCAAAAUAUGAGACCCUUACCGAGAUCAUAAACGUUGCGCGGGAAAGAGAAAUUGAACUCAAAAAGCAAAUUGAACGAAGGGAACGAAGGGCAAUGGAUGCCAACUCGAGCCCUAUAAAGAAGGCUCGAAUGACUGAGACGGUAAAGAAGACGGAUGCGAAGGGUGGAUCACCGAGUUGCAAAGUUUGUGGAAAGGGGCACAAGGGCGAAUGUCGCUUUAAAGACAAACCAUGCCCCAUAUGCAGAAAGACAGGACAUACAGCUGUGCUAUGUCCGGGGAAAGUUUUGGUGUGCUAUAAGUGCUAUCAGCCUGGCCACAAAAAGUCGGAGUGCCCAGAGUUGGACGGGAAAAAGAAUGAGAAGGAUGUGUAG
This is a messenger RNA of Helianthus annuus (common sunflower), 861 nucleotides long. RefSeq lists its product as uncharacterized. The record is from RefSeq and is a predicted model, not a curated record. The transcript has a single exon. Gene Ontology annotation, molecular function: nucleic acid binding; zinc ion binding. Bases 1 to 861 code for a protein of 286 amino acids. Lineage: Eukaryota; Viridiplantae; Streptophyta; Magnoliopsida; Asterales; Asteraceae.